CCCCGAGUACGUCCUCCAGCUUUGCCGAAGUUUGAGAGUUCUUCGGUUGGUGGUUGGUGGUGUCCGAAGUAAGUACCGUCGAAGAGGAUCGCCGCCGCCACCGCGGUUUCCGUCUCCGCCGUCGUCGCCGUCGCUUCCUCGAAGAUCCGGUUGUCACACACGAAUCGAUCGAGAUCGAGUGGUCUCGCAGAAGCCAGCCGGCGCCGGAUUCGUCGAUCUCGAGGCACGCGAGAUCCACGUCGUCGUCAUCGUCGUCUUCUUCGACGGCGGGACCAGACGUCACGUUCGGGGACGUUCCAGAGCGACUCUCUAUCCGGCGACAGCGUCCUCCACGCAGCUACGCGGGCUUGAGGCGCGCGGACGUCUUCUCUUCGGCGGCGAACGCACACCCCGCGAGCGCACUCAGGAUCGCGCGGAUAAUAUGGGUGUCAACGUCGUGCCGUUGGUCGUGAUAGCGAUGGUACCGAUCAUCACCGGCAGUUUCGGACAGCGUGCCAUCGGCAAGAGAAGCAGCUCGGCCAACAUUCUCGCCAACGACGAUUACCCCGAUUAUCCGGCCAAAUACGACGAUUAUCCGGUAGUAACGUCGAAGAGAGCGGCUCUGCUGUUCGACCAGCUGAUGGUAGCCCUACAGAAGGUCGUCGAUCAGGGAAAAGGUUCAAUCGACAGUCCCUUCGCCACCGACCCGGAGCCUGUACCCGUGAUUCAGAAAGAUCGUUCGAUGGAUUUGCAACGACGCGGGCAGGGUAAAAGCCAGGUUUAUUGGCGUUGCUAUUUCAACGCGGUGACGUGCUUCAGGAGGAAGUGAUAAUAACCCAGCCGUCGUCAGUCUUCCUCGAGCCCGCAGACCAAAGGAGUGCCGCCGC
Messenger RNA from Odontomachus brunneus, 866 nucleotides. RefSeq lists its product as uncharacterized. The transcript has 3 exons. Bases 422 to 808 code for a protein of 128 amino acids. Lineage: Eukaryota; Metazoa; Arthropoda; Insecta; Hymenoptera; Formicidae. The record is from RefSeq and is a predicted model, not a curated record.